UUAAGUCCUCUCAAUCUCCAUACAUAAGCGACAAACCAAUAGAGCUAUUUUGAUUUCAUAUAAAAAAUCUUCCAAAAUGAAGUUUCAAGCAUUCUCCAUUUUUUCUUUCCUUCCAAUUGCCCUCUGCAUCACCUUAGUUAAUGCAGCCUCUUUUGAUAUUACAAACAACUGCCAAUACACCGUUUGGGCGGCUGCUGUGCCUGGUGGUGGUAAACAACUUGACCAUGGCCAAACAUGGACCAUCACUGCCGACCCUGGCACCACCGCAGCCCGCAUAUGGGCUCGGACCAAUUGCCAGUUUGAUGCCAAUGGGAAAGGCAAGUGCGAGACCGGUGACUGCAACGGGCUCCUCGAAUGCCAAGCCUACGGUGCACCACCGAACACAUUGGCUGAGUAUGCUUUGAAGCAAUACAUGGACAUGGACUUCAUUGAUAUGUCUAACAUUGAUGGGUUUAAUGUUCCGAUGGAGUUUAGUUCGGUCUCCAGUGGAUGCAAUCGAGUGAUCAGCUGCACGGCCGAUAUCAUUGGUCAAUGCCCGAGUGAACUUAAGGUUCCCGGAGGAUGUAAUGGUCCUUGUCCUGUAUUCAAGACAGAUGAAUAUUGCUGUAAUUCCGGUAGCUGCGGACCUACAACUUACUCUAAGUUUUUCAAGGAUAGAUGCCCAGAUGUUUACAGUUACCCUAAGGAUGAUGCAACCAGCACUUUUACCUGCCCCAGUGGAACUAAUUACAAGGUUGUAUUCUGCCCUUAGAACAUUAUUGUGAAGGGCAAAAUGAAAAUAUACAUACCAAUAAGACUAAUGUAUUUACCUGGGGAAUAAGGCCUUAAAUAAGUCGUUGUAGCACUGAUAUUGUGCACAUAUGACAUGGAAAUUUUGAGGUUCAAUAGAGAACUUACUAUUUGUAUUUGUGUUAAA
This is a messenger RNA of Mangifera indica (mango), 916 nucleotides long. Its product is annotated as thaumatin-like protein. Gene Ontology annotation, cellular component: extracellular region. Gene Ontology annotation, biological process: defense response. The coding region runs from base 77 to 751 and encodes 224 amino acids. The record is from RefSeq and is a predicted model, not a curated record. The transcript has a single exon. Lineage: Eukaryota; Viridiplantae; Streptophyta; Magnoliopsida; Sapindales; Anacardiaceae.